Messenger RNA from Arabidopsis arenosa, 1211 nucleotides. The record is from the annotation of a GenBank genome assembly. NCBI's taxonomy places the organism in Eukaryota, Viridiplantae, Streptophyta, Magnoliopsida, Brassicales, Brassicaceae.
AUACUUCUCUCUUUCUUUCUUCUUGAUCACUUCUCUCUGCAAAACCCUAACAACUUAGAAUCUUUGGAUCCUCUUCACAUGGGCUCUAUACCAUUCAUCUUCAUCAUUCUUCUUUUUCAUGUACAUAAAUCCAAAUCUCAGACGAUUGAAUCAGCACAUUUUCUUGAUCUUAUGAUUAGAGAUUACACCAUUAGAAACUUCAACAUUCAUUUCAAGACAGGCGCGAUCCAGAAAAUCCAUCUUCCUUCGAACUUCUCCUCCAUUGAUAUCGCCACGGCUAAGUUUAGAUGUGGGAGUUUGAGAAGACACGGUGCAAGAAUCGGUGAGUUUCACUUAGGUCCGGGCUUGACGGUGGAGCCAUGUGUUGAGAGAGUGAUUCUGGUGAGACAGAACUUGGGUUUUAAUUGGUCUUCUUAUAUUUACUCUACUGGUUAUAACUUAACCGGUUACAAUUAUCGGCUCGUGUCUCCAGUUCUCGGUUUAUUGGCUUACAAUUCUAACCCGGAUGGUGUGGCUGUGAAUCCUUAUGAGAUUAACGUAAUAGGCACGGAACAAAACCCUAUUUUGAUCAAGUUCUUGAGUGGUAGCCCUAAACCUAAUACGAAGAAGAACUCAUCUCUCUUGUGUGCUUGCUUCACAAGUAAUGGUAACAUAACGUUUAGAGAGCAAGUUUCAGCCUACGUUUGCUUGGGAACAAGACAAGGGCAUUACGCGCUGGUUAUUAGAGCUCAUGAUAGUAGUGUUGGUGGUAGUACGGUGGUAACGCCGCCGUCAUCUCCUGCGGUGAAUGACGGUGGCGGAGGGAAAUUGAGCCGGUGGAAAGUGGCGGUUGGGAGUGUGAUUGGGUCAAUGAUUGGAGCGUUUCUGUUAGGGUUAUUGGUGGUGGCGAUGGUAGUGAAAGGGAAGAAGAAAGCGAUGAGAGAGGAGAUGGAGAGGAGAGCUUAUGAAGAAGAAGCACUUCAGGUUUCAAUGGUGGGUCAUGUUAGAGCUAAUCCUAAUGCUUCGAGAACAAGAACGGUUCCAAGAUUUGACAAUACUAGGUACAGUAACAAGUAACAACAAACUUAAAUUAGGUAGAUCGUCUUUCUUGAUAUAAUGUUUUCCAUUUUUAGUGUUCAUUGAACUCUUUUUUUUUUUUUUUCUAUUUAUGUUGGACUGUAACUUGAAAGAUCUUCAUCAUUUAGGAGACAUAAUAUAUGGAAUUAACUGUA